AUGACACUCAGCAAGACCAUUCAAGGCAUUUCUUCCAAAUACAACAUUAUUCUUGCCAGUUCCUCACCGAGAAGAUAUGAGAUUGUCCAUGAUAUUAUGGGGUUUGCAGAUAUCCAAAUAAUGAAACCGUCCUUCGAGGAAAAUUUGGACAAAAGUAUAUAUGCAGACAACCCAAUAGGAUAUGUGGAGGAAACUUCGUUACAAAAGGCUCAAGGUAUCAUACACGACUUUUCCGUGAAUAGUGCUGAACUGGAGGCCAAUUGCAAGCCAAAGUUAAUUAUUUGUGCAGAUACGAUUAUUAUAGACAAUGAGAAUAGAAUACUUGAAAAACCCAAAAUUAAAGAGAUUCAAUUGAGUAAUUUAAAACAUUUUUGUUAUGAAACGGAUGAUCCAGUCAGAGUUGUAACAGCAGUAACAAUAAUUCAAUGGAAAUCUAAAAAUAAUUAUCAAAUUAAACGUGUUACUGAUACUACUAAGGUAUACUUUGAUGGAACACUACCAUUGAGUGUACUUGAAGAUUAUGUGGAAUCAGGGGAUGGCCUUCUUGUCGCAGGAGGAUUCAAAAUCCAAUCCAUAGGUGGAGUUAUGAUUGAGAAGAUCGAGGGUGAUUAUUAUAAUGUAGUUGGUUUACCAUUAAAUAAGACAUUCAAGUGCAUUUUGGGGCUAUUAGAGCUUUCCUGA
Naumovozyma castellii is the source of this 681-nucleotide messenger RNA. Its product is annotated as nucleotide diphosphatase. The coding region runs from base 1 to 681 and encodes 226 amino acids. NCBI's taxonomy places the organism in Eukaryota, Fungi, Ascomycota, Saccharomycetes, Saccharomycetales, Saccharomycetaceae. The record is from RefSeq and is a predicted model, not a curated record. The transcript has a single exon.